AUGGUCAUCAUCACAAGAGAUAAACAUUUGUUAGAUAUUCAUGGUGUUGAAAAACAGUAUGAGGUUGAUAUUUUCAAUGUUACGGAAGCUAUGAAAUUGUUUCGGUGGAAUGCGUUAAGAAACAAAGUAGUUGAUCCAAGUUGCACAGAAAUCAUAAAGCGUGAAAUAUACUAUACCGGUGGUCUUCCAUUGGCUUUGGAAACAAUAGGCUCAAACUUGUUAGGUAAAAUAUUAGAUGAAUGGAAAUCUGCAUUGGAUGCAUGUGAAAAACUUCCAAGUAGAGGUAUUCAAGAAAUUCUUCAAGUAAGCUAUGAUGGCUUGGAGGAGAAUGAGAAGGAUAUUUUUCUAGACAUAGCUUGCUUCUUCAAAGGAUGCACUGUGAAAAAAGUUACAGAUAUGCUAAAUGCAUGUGGCUUUCAUACAGAAUAUGGAAUUAGUGUGCUGCGAAAUAAAUCACUCGUUAACAUUUUGAUGUCUGGAGAACAUGAUGGUGAAAUUGUGACAAUGCAUGACUUGAUUCAAUGUAUGGGAAAAGAAAUAGUUAGACAGCGAUCAACCUUAACUGAAAAAUGCAGUAGGUUGUGGUUUUAUCAAGACAUCUCUUGUGUUUUGGAGAAAAAUAUGGCAAUUGAUUCUAGUACAAGAAAAUUCUAUGUUUUGCCGGGAGAAAGGGUCCCAAAAUGGUUUGACCACUCUACCAAGGGAAACUCUCUAUGUUUCUGGUUUUGGAGGGAUUUCCCCUCUAUCACCGUGUGUACCAUUUUAGGAGUUUUGGAUAACAUAGAAGGACCUUUCUUUGUGAAGUUUAAUUUUUUUGUUACAAUCAACGAUAUUGAAAUACCUUUCCUCUUUGAUUUCAACUACAUUUUAGAUACUGACCAUAUGUUUAUGUUCAAUAACUUUACGUAUCCAAUGAAAUUGGAUUGUGGAGGACUAGUUUCAGAGAAUGAGUGGAGUUAUGGGGAGGUUUUAUCUGUGAUACCACCCAAUUCAGGUAGUUCAGAAUCAAUCAAAUCGAGUGGAGUUUAUGUAAACCGAACAUGUACAACAACAAUGGAGAAUGUUAGAUUCUCAAAUCCUUAUUCUCCCAAUACUACAUUUCCUACCGACCAUGGUACAAGAAAUCAGCUUGAUAUACAACAAGAUUCAUUUGACCCUGUCGUCUCUAUGCACACCAGAAUGUUAGACAAAUUGGCUUACCUUAGCAACCGACAAUGGCGUCGCCCUUUCAUGUAUCCAGAGUGGAAAGAACCUUUCGAUAAUGUUUUGAGCCCCAACUUGAGCGAAAGUGACUUGUCUAUGUCAUCAUAG
Messenger RNA from Vigna radiata var. radiata (mung bean), 1311 nucleotides. RefSeq names its product disease resistance protein LAZ5-like. The record is from RefSeq and is a predicted model, not a curated record. NCBI's taxonomy places the organism in Eukaryota, Viridiplantae, Streptophyta, Magnoliopsida, Fabales, Fabaceae. Gene Ontology annotation, molecular function: ADP binding. The transcript is spliced from 2 exons. Gene Ontology annotation, biological process: defense response. The coding region runs from base 1 to 1311 and encodes 436 amino acids.